GCUGCACGGUGAGAGCCACUGAUUCUGCUGCUUAGCCUGACAAAGUGGAGGCAAAAUGUCGAUGGGCCUGGAAAUCGGAGGGAUAUCCCUGUCUGUCCUGGGCUGGAUCGGCUGCAUCCUGUGCUGCGGACUGCCCAUGUGGCGGGUGACGGCCUUCAUUGGCGCCAACAUAGUCACUGCGCAGAUCAUGUGGGAGGGCCUGUGGAUGGACUGUGUGGUGCAGAGUACAGGCCAGAUGCAAUGUAAGGUCUACGACUCCAUGCUGGCGCUGCCUCCUGACCUGCAGGCUGCCCGCGCCCUGGUGGUCAUUGCAAUCGUCCUGGGUGUGCUGGGCAUACUCAUCUUCUUGAUGGGGGCGCAGUGCACCCGCUGCAUGGAGGAGGAGUCCGCCAAGGCCAAGGUCACCAUCGUCUCUGGAGUCGUCUUCCUGUUGACCGGCAUCAUGAUCCUUAUCCCUGUCUCCUGGUCGGCCAAUACCAUCAUCCGCGACUUCUACAAUGUAUUGGUGCCCCAGGCCCAGAAGCGAGAGCUGGGAGCUUCGCUCUACAUCGGCUGGGCAGCGUCUGCCCUCUUUGUUUUUGGGGGUGCCUUGCUGUGCUGUUCCUGCCCCCCUAAAGAUGACAAAUACAGACCCACAAAUGUGGCCUACUCAGCCCCCAAGUCGACGGCAGCCAGCUAUGACAGGAAGAACUAUGUAUGAAGCAACAUGGCAGCCCACCCUGGGUACGAAACUCAACAGUUUGCCAUUGCACCUGCUAGGAGGCUCCUGAACUUCACCUUCACUUGCACGAGAAGAGAGACACCCAAAUAAAUUCUUGAGGAUGAAUGUACAGAGAUAUGUUCGGCUUAAAACUUUGGAGAUAGCAAUAUGUUGAAUGAUGGGUUCCAGAUUGGCGUUCCCCCUACACAAAGAAUCCCCGAAAAGGGGAAGGGGAGCCCUUCGGCUCGUCUUUCCUUUUCUUCUUGUGGAUAGCCUUUGACUUAACACCCCCCCUGCUCUGCUUUGGACUUUCAAUGAGCACCUCUGCAAGAUUAGACCCUGCUCCCCAACUCUCAAGUUUCAUUUUCAGCCAGUGAAGGUUGGUGCGGGGGCCAGCCUUAGCUUUGCUCUGUUUGUAAGACUGGGAAGGCCUCUGUGUGUGCAGCCUUCACGUUGCCUCUUUGCUGUUCAAAGUGCACGCUGGGCCCUCUUUUCCUUUAUAUUUCAGCCCUUUGUUUCUGUGGGGAUUACUGGGGGAAAUGAUUUAUUUGAAGGGUGGGGGGAGGGUGUCAUGAUAUUCGAAUGGACAGAGACUGUGUAGGGCGAUACAUCCUCCAAGCUUGAGAUCUGGUUGCUGUUGAGAACUGUUGGGAAGUGAUGGGUGGUAGGAGACGGUACCAAACCAGGGCCACUUUUAAAGCUGAAAUAGCAGCUUUAGGGGACAGAACUUGCUCUGACUGGGCAAAGAGGCCAACAGUCUUGCAGGUGACAUGCUUCCAGGUAGGAAUAAAGAUGACCUCCACCUCCACUUCCUCCUCUAGGCCAGCCUACCCUUGAGGUAAUAGCUUUUACCUGUCCUGAGGUAAUAGCUUUGUCCCAAACCCGGCCUCUGGGAAAUAAAUCGUUUUACUUUAUGUAUGCGGAAGCAGCUAUAGGGGCAAAGGUGGAUGGUCUAUUUGGGCAACCAGUCAGCCAUUGCUGUGGGUGAGAAGCUCGCGGUUGGUUGGUGAGUGAGCAAUAAAGAUGGCCGACAUCUCUCAUUUCCUCAAGCCUGGCCCUUUAGCACAAGCGAGAACUACCCUGUUCGUGAGAAACCAAGCUGACUAGCAGUACGAUCACCUUCUUGGAUGGUGGCAACCACUGGAACAGGGCGGAAUAAUAUUCAAGAAGCUGCCUAGCUAGCUGAUGAAAUUAACCCUGACUGGUACCUCUUAAGCCCUUAUUUCAUGGACGUUUUAACCAGGGAUGCCAAGCUAGGAGGAAACAGUUUUCAUUGUUACACGGGGCUUGAGGGUAACUGGGAUUUUCCCCUCCUGCUUUGUGUUUGUACUAAGUUAUAUGAUGUUUCCUUCUUCCUCCCCCCAGCCUUUCCCCACAAAUAAAACUCUGUUUUAGUAACUAA
Eublepharis macularius is the source of this 2102-nucleotide messenger RNA. It is a transcript of the gene CLDN3, whose product is annotated as claudin 3. Bases 56 to 700 code for a protein of 214 amino acids. Gene Ontology annotation, molecular function: structural molecule activity. Lineage: Eukaryota; Metazoa; Chordata; Lepidosauria; Squamata; Eublepharidae. Gene Ontology annotation, biological process: cell adhesion; bicellular tight junction assembly. Gene Ontology annotation, cellular component: bicellular tight junction; plasma membrane. The record is from RefSeq and is a predicted model, not a curated record. The transcript has a single exon.